This is a messenger RNA of Rangifer tarandus platyrhynchus (Svalbard reindeer), 1383 nucleotides long. The record is from the annotation of a GenBank genome assembly. NCBI's taxonomy places the organism in Eukaryota, Metazoa, Chordata, Mammalia, Artiodactyla, Cervidae.
AUGGCGGAAUUCUCCCAGAAUCGGAGCAAGCGGCGUGAUGGCGAGGUGCUGGGCGGCGCUGUAGACUUCCUCCUGGCCAAUGCCCGCCUGGUGCUGGGAGUGGGUGGGGCUGCGGUGCUGGGCAUUGCCACCCUGGCCGUGAAGCGGCUCAUUGACAGGGCCACCAGCCCCCGGGACGAGGACGACGCCAAGGGGGAUGCCCCAUGCCUGGAGGACAGCUGGCAGGACCUGAGCCUGCUCAAGGCCACGCCACGCCUCCAGUCCCGGCCCCCGCCCGCUGCCCUCAGCCAACCGGUGCCGCCUCCGGCCCCCUCACUCUCUGCCCCAGAAGGGCCCGCUGACACAGGGCCCCAGACGUCGCCUCAGCUUAGCUCGCCGGCACCGCCACUGUGUCUGAUGUUCCAGGAGAAGCUGCUGGCUUUUGAGCGGGACCACGUGACCAUGCCAGGGGCUCACGUGUCUCUGGCCAAGCAGCUGGUGGGCGACAUUGCCCUGGAACUACAGGCCUACCUGCGGAACAAGUUCCCAGACCUGCCCUUUGGGGCGCUCGUGCCCGGCGGGCCGCUCUACGAGGGGCUCCAGGCGGGGGCUGCAGAUCCUGUGCGGCUCCUGGUGCCCCUGGCACUGGAGCCAGGCCUGUGGAGCCUGGUGGCUGGCUCGGACACUGUAGCCCAAGACCCUCGCUGCUGGGCUGUGCGUAGGACUCAGUUGGAGUUCCGUCCCCGUGGGAGCAGCCCCUGGGACCGCUUUCUGGUGGGCGGCUACCUCUCCUCCCGGGUCCUACUGGAGCUGCUCCGCAAGGCCCUGACUGCCUCCGUCAACUGGCCAGCCAUCGGCAGCCUCCUCGGGUGUUUGAUCCGGCCACGUGUGGCCUCGGAUGAGCUGCUGCUGGAGGUGCAGCACGAGUGCCUGGAGCUCACCAUGGCUGUGCUGCUGACUGUGGCCGGAGCCCAGGAUGGAGACCUCUUGCUGGCCUGGCCCCUGGAGGGGCUGGCCGGGAACCUCUGGCUGCAGGACUGGUACCCGGCUGAGGCUGCCCGGCUGCGGGCCCUGGAUGAGCAGGACGCUGGGACCCGCCGUCGGCUGCUGCUGCUGCUCUGCACUGUCUGCCACGGUCACCCAGCUCUGUGGCGGCUGGGCCGGGACCGCCUGGCUCAGGUGGUUCUGCACCUGGGUGAGCAGGAGGCUGACUGGGCCGAGGCGGCCCUGGGGGAGCACUUCCUGCAGGCCCUGGAGCUGCUGCUGGGCAGUGUGGAGCGGGCCAGCCUGCCCAGCCACUUCAACCGUAGCGUGAACCUCCUGGAUGGCCUGCGGGAGGAAGAGAUCGACGACCUGGGCUUUGCGCUGUACCGUGGCCUACAGGCCCCUGAGGGGCUGCUCUAA